Molecule: messenger RNA, 1247 nt
Organism: Oryza sativa Japonica Group (Japanese rice)
Lineage: Eukaryota; Viridiplantae; Streptophyta; Magnoliopsida; Poales; Poaceae
Product: ras-related protein RABE1c
Biological process (GO): regulation of exocytosis; protein secretion
Cellular component (GO): intracellular membrane-bounded organelle; plasma membrane
Molecular function (GO): GTP binding; GTPase activity
Source: RefSeq, a predicted model, not a curated record
UGGACCGGUUCCACCACCACCACCCUCCUUCCUUCCUUCCUUCCCCUUCUCUCUCUCUCUCUCCCCCUCCCUCCGAUCUCGCCGCGUCCGUGUCCCCUCGCCGCCGCAGCCAGCGUCGAGGGCUCGGCGACCGGAGGAGGAGAGGCCGGAACCCGCCGCCGCCGCCGCCGCCUCCGCCUGUAGCGAGAUCGCUCGAUCCGGUUCGCCUCCCGCGCGCCAGUCCGCCAGCCCAGUUCGAUCCGUUGAGGGGGAGGGGACGCUCUAGUGUGGGGAUUGGGGGAAUCGAUGGCGGCGCCGCCGGCGAGGGCUCGGGCCGACUACGAUUACCUCAUCAAGCUGCUCCUCAUCGGCGACAGCGGUGUUGGGAAAAGUUGUCUCCUCCUACGGUUCUCUGAUGGUUCCUUCACCACCAGUUUUAUUACCACCAUCGGGAUUGAUUUCAAAAUAAGAACAAUCGAACUGGAUGGUAAACGGAUUAAACUUCAAAUCUGGGAUACAGCUGGUCAAGAACGUUUCCGAACUAUUACAACUGCCUACUACAGGGGAGCAAUGGGUAUUUUGCUUGUUUAUGAUGUCACCGACGAGUCAUCAUUUAAUAAUAUAAGAAACUGGAUUAGGAACAUAGAGCAACAUGCUUCCGAUAAUGUGAACAAGAUUUUGGUAGGCAACAAAGCUGACAUGGAUGAAAGCAAAAGGGCCGUACCAACUUCAAAGGGGCAAGCACUUGCUGAUGAAUAUGGCAUCAAGUUCUUUGAAACGAGUGCAAAGACAAACCUGAAUGUCGAGCAGGUUUUCUUUUCAAUAGCAAGGGAUAUUAAGCAAAGACUUGCGGAGACUGAUUCCAAGACUGAGGAUCGCACGAUCAAGAUCAACAAACCAGAGGGUGAUGCUGAGGCCACAACUUUGCAGAAAUCUGCAUGCUGUGGAUCGUGAGUGUUAUGUUGUCGGAUGGAAGAUAAAAUAGUGAUCAUAGUAUCAUACAACGCUUGUAACUUUUAUCCUUUGCCUUUCUUGUGACCUAUCCUCGUGCCUCCUUUACGUUAAAAUUGCAAUUGCUGGUAUUCGGACUUCUGUGUUCAGUUGUGACUUACACUGGUAAAAAAAAGUAACUUUGCUGUAGCACAAUAAGAUUGGUGGAGCUGAUGUUACGGUUUCCAGAAGUUGUCCAUCAGGAGACUACUGGGUAGCCAUUUCAGUUCAGUUAUUAUAGGAGUAAAGGGCAGGGCAUGCAAUUCUUUCGACCAUUA